This is a messenger RNA of Alnus glutinosa, 2270 nucleotides long. RefSeq names its product protein HOTHEAD. NCBI's taxonomy places the organism in Eukaryota, Viridiplantae, Streptophyta, Magnoliopsida, Fagales, Betulaceae. The transcript has 7 exons. The record is from RefSeq and is a predicted model, not a curated record. The coding region runs from base 84 to 2003 and encodes 639 amino acids. Gene Ontology annotation, molecular function: flavin adenine dinucleotide binding; oxidoreductase activity, acting on CH-OH group of donors.
UCUUUCUUUCUUUCUUUUUUCUUUUAGAAAUUCUCUGACAAUAAUGAUUUAUAUUAUUUUGCUUUAAGCCUUCAAUUAACUCCAUGCGUACAAAUUGUGUAAUUUUUAGGUGUGUGUAUAUAUACAGUGUGGACACACAUAAAACAAGGCCAACCAGAGGCAGCCACAUAGAGGUCAAAGAGAAGCUCUUUUUCUGCAGGUGUUCUGAGGCCUUUGUCUCCCCUUCAAUGGCUUCAGUUGGGGCAGUGAAGCUGUUUUUCUGUUUGGUUCUAUGGCUCUCCAACAUGCUUUCUACUUCUCAAGGGAAGGAGAAUUUCUCCCAUUACAGGUACCCAUUUAUCAGAAGUGCAAGCUCAUUCUCAGGAUCAUCAUCAUUCUCAUCAUCCAGCGGUGGCAGCAAUGCUUAUGACUACAUAAUUGUGGGAGGUGGCACAGCUGGGUGUCCCCUGGCUGCCACCCUCUCUCAAAACUUCAGUGUCCUGUUGCUUGAAAGAGGGGGUGUUCCUUUCUCCAAUGCAAACAUCUCAUUUUUAAAGAACUUCCACAUUGCCCUGGCAGACAUUUCUCCAACUUCUGCUUCCCAAUUCUUCGUUUCCACAGAUGGAGUUAUUAAUACUAGAGCUAGAGUUUUGGGUGGUGGCACUUGCAUCAAUGCUGGCUUCUACACUAGAGCAAGCACAAGGUUUAUAAAGAAGGAGGGUUGGGAUGCCAAGCUAGUAAAUGAGUCCUACCCUUGGGUUGAGAAGAAAAUUGUCCACCGCCCUAAGCUUGCGCCAUGGCAGAAAGUCGUAAGGGACAGCCUUCUGGAUGUAGGGGUGUCACCUUUUAAUGGCUUCACAUAUGAUCACGUGUAUGGAACCAAGAUCGGAGGGACCAUUUUUGACAAUUUUGGCCGCCGUCACACUGCUGCCGAUCUACUUGCCUCCGGGAACCCUCGCAAGCUCACCGUCUUGGUUCAUGCGACUGUCCAAAAGAUUGUUUUCGACACAACAGGAAAGCAACCAAAGGCUGUGGGGGUCAUUUUCGUAGACGAAAAGGGUGACAAACAUCAAGCACUUCUUGUAAAUAAGCCACGGAGUGAAAUCAUAUUGUCUUGUGGAGCAAUUGGGACCCCUCAAAUGCUACUGCUAAGUGGUGUUGGACCAAAAGAUGAGCUCAAAAAUUUGAAGGUUUCGGUAGUGCAUGAUAACAAGUUUGUUGGGAAAGGCAUGGCGGAUAACCCCAUGAACUCUGUUUUCGUUCCCACUAAUUGGCCGGUUAAGCAGUCACUCAUACAAACUGUAGGGAUAACAAAGAAGGGUGUGUAUAUUGAAGCUAGCAGUGGCUUUGGACAGUCCAAUGAUAGCAUUCACUGCCACCAUGGCAUCAUGUCAGCCGAGAUUGGGCAGCUCUCCACGAUUUCUCCAAAGCAGAGAACGCCAGAGGUCAUUCAAGCUUACAUCAGAGGCAAGCGAGAUUUACCCCAUGAAGCAUUCAAGGGAGGCUUCAUACUAGAAAAAAUUGCCACCCCCAUUUCUAGAGGCGAGCUCAGACUGAUGAACACCAAUGUUGAUGACAACCCUUCUGUCACCUUCAACUACUUCAAGCAUCCAUAUGAUCUUCGACGCUGCGUCCAAGGGAUUCGCAUGGCCACGAAGAUUGCACAGUCGGAACACUUCACAAACUACACAAAGUGUGAGAAGCAAACUGUGGAGAAGAUACUUAACAUGAGUGUCAGCGCUAAUGUUAACCUCAUUCCUAAGAAUACCAAUGACACAAAGUCCAUGGAGCAGUUCUGCAAAGACACUGUUAUCACAAUUUGGCACUACCAUGGUGGGUGCCAUGUGGGCAAGGUGGUUAACAAGGACUACAAGGUUCUUGGUAUUCACAGGCUACGUGUUGUUGAUGGCUCAACGUUUAGAGAAUCGCCAGGCACAAACCCUCAAGGCACUGUCUUGAUGAUGGGCAGGUACAUGGGAGUGAAGAUUUUGAGGGACAGAUUAGGAAGAGCAGCUGGAAUAUGAGGAAGCAUGGAAGGUCAGAUAGGAGGAUAAGAGGAGGAGAAGCCUUGAGAGAACUGAGGAAAAGCAUACAAUAUGUGAUUUUGGUUUGAAAAAAAAAUGGAAAGCAGGGGGAAGGAAACCUCUUCUCAACUAAACUGCCUAGUUUAAGCUUAGUUGAGCGAAGGUUUUAGAUUUUGGCUUUAAAGUUUCAAGAGUCAAGAUUAUUUUUCUAGAUUUCUCAGUAACUAAUUAGUGUAAAUUAAUUGACCUCAGGUUUCUACAAGUGCU